AUGGGCAACUGCGGUGCAAAGACGGCAGUAGCGAAGCAACAAGACAUGGAAGAUGCGUUUCCGUCCGAGCUGACGUUCAGGAAGAAGGCGGAGCUCCAGGACGUGCUGGACGCGGACGGCAUCGCCAGAGAGGAGGGAGACCCGUGGUUGGUGGUAGAGGCGGCGUGGGUCCAGAGAUGGCUGGCCUUUGUGCAGGGGGACGACUCGGUCAAGAAGCCCGGCCCGAUACAGAACGAGACGCUCCUGGUCCACGACCCGGCCUCCAAGGCGUGGGUGCCCAAGCCCCUGCUGCGCGCCGCGCGGAGAGAGCACAUGGGUCACUACCGCAGGGUUAACCCGCACGUCUGGAAGAAGUGGGCGGGGACCUACCGCGGCAGCGGUCCUGCAAUCUGGGUGGACAAGGAGCCGUUCGAAGACACGUCCAACUGGCAGGUCGACCCUGCCUUUGACGGCGUUUCGAAGGGCCGAAGCGGUCGCGGGUUCGGCGGUUCGCAGGGGGGGGAGGGCUGGGAGAAGACAGGGUCGGCUCCCGGGCAGCCGGUCGUCGCCCACAGCCUGGCGAUAGGAGAUAUGGAGGACGAAGGGGUCGGCGAAGAGACGACCGCGCAGGCAGCAGCCUUCUUCGACGUCACGCUUGACUCUCCCAGAGUGUCGGCUUCCGGGGGGGCCGCAGUAUCCGGCGGCGGCGGCGGCGGCGUAAUCGCUACCUCCCCCGCCGCGGCGUUAGCCGGCAACGGAGGGGCGGGGGGGCGGCCGGUAAGGGACCCGCGCAGUACAAGCAGUGGCGGCGGCGACGGCGACAAGCUUGAAAGGGAAUCCACCGCCGCGGAGAUGUGGAUGUACGGCGACGACGCUGCUACGGGCUCGGCUCAGGAAUGAGCGGAAGGGGGUGGGGGGGGGUGAGGGGUGGGUGGGUGGCGUACUCGUAGCCGUGCAUGCCGUAGUCGUUAGACCAUCGACCUCGCAUCCCUACAAGUACGAGGCCGGGACGGAGCACGCCGGGUUCUCGCCGGGCUGUACAGUAGCUUCUCGGCGUUGUGAGCACACGAAGGGUUCGAGUGCGCCGCGUGUACAAGCGAAAAGACGCACGGGCCGGGACUCCGUUGAUUUGAGGCCGACCGGGUGGGCGUGAUGCGCGGAGAGCGCUUGCUAGG
Ectocarpus siliculosus is the source of this 1154-nucleotide messenger RNA. Lineage: Eukaryota; Phaeophyceae; Ectocarpales; Ectocarpaceae. The record is from the annotation of a GenBank genome assembly.